UUGGUGGAUCAUGGGACCUUGAAAUGCGUCAACUGAAAAAUAGGUCACCGUGACCUACUUUCUGAAUUUUAUGGCUUAUCAUUUAUAGAUAUAUUUUAAGUUGUUAUUUCAAAUACCGAGAGGUUUAGAAUUAUCAAAUCUUGUAAGUUGAUGCAUCUUGAGGCCUUGAAACAUAUUUAUAAAAAAGUAGGUCACAGUGACCUACUUUUUGAAUUUUGCAGAUAUUCAAAUUUCACAUUUUCAAUUUUAGAUGCAUAUUUUGGGCACUGUAAAACCUAGGAUCAUCAAACUUUGUCAGUUGAUGCGUCUUCAGUCUUCGGUUUGUGUUGACCAAAAAGUAGGUCACCGUGACCUACUUUUGGUAUUUGACAGCUAAAUUACUAUAUUUCAGACACUAUUUGACCUACAAUCAUCAAACUUUGUCAGUUGAUGCAUCUUGAGUCUUCGGAGUGUAUCGACCAAAAAGUAGGUCACUGUGACCUACUUUUGGCAUUUGACAGUUAUAUUUAUAUAUUUCAGUCACUGAUUGACCUACAAUCAUCAAACUUUGACAGUUGAUGCAUCUUGAGUCUACGGAGUGUGUCGACCAAAAAGUAGGUCACCAUGACCUACUUUUGGAAUUUGACGGCUAUAUUUAUAUAUUUCAGAUACUAUAUGACCUACAGUCAUCAAACUUUGUCAGUUGAUGGGUCUUGCAUGUUCGAAGGGUUUCAACCAAAAAGUAGGUCACCUUGACCUACUUUUGGAAUUGGACGGCUAUAUUUAUAUAUUUCAGAUACUAUUUGACCUACAACCAUCAAACUUUGUCAGUUGUUGGGUCUUGCAUGUUUGAAGGGUUUCGACCAAAAAGUAAGUCAACUUGACCUACUUUUGGAAUUGGACGGCUAUAUUUAUAUAUUUUCAGAUACUAUUUGACCUACAGUCAUCAAACUUUGUCAGUUGAUGUGUCUUGCAUGUUCAAAGGGUGUCGACCAAAAAGUAGGUCACCUUGACCUACUUUUGGAAUUGGACGGCUAUAUUUAUAUAAUUCAGAUACUAUUUGACCUACAGUCAUCAAACUUUGUCAGUUGAUGGGUCUUGCAUGUUCGGAGUUCGCUGACCAAAAAGUAGGUCACCAUGACCUACGAUUGGAAUUUGACAGCUAUAUUUCAAUAUUCAGAUACUAAUUGGCUUAAAAUCAUCAAACUUUGUCAGUUGAUAUUUCUUGGGUUCUCAAAAUGUGUAAACCAAAAAGUAGGUCACAUUGACCUACUUUUUUUGAAUUCUUAGGAUUUAACUAAAGAUUUAGAAUACUAAGAGGCUAAGAAUAGAAAUGGUGGGGUUGUACAAUUUAUCAGAAGAGCGAUUCUAGGCCCUUGGGCCUCUUGUUCAAGUACACCUUCAAAUUGAUAUAAAGCAUACCAAAAGUCUAGAAUUCUACACUAUGUUAUUUUAUUCAUUGACAUUUAGUUGCACAUUCCUCCUGUAUAUACGUUUUAACAGUUACAAACUUUUGGCAAACUUAUUUUAACAUAUGGUCACCGAAAUAGGUGACGUAACCGUUUUAGUGACAUGUUUUUUAUUACGAAAAUAUAUUCAAUUAACGUACCAAUGGAGUUGGAAUUUUUGGAUGAAAGUAAAGGAAUUUAAUUACUUUAAAGGUAGGUGUAUUAUUUAUUUAUCUAAUCCAAGUGAUUAAUGAGAACAUCAUGGUUUAUCACUAAGGUCACCGAAACUGGUCAGUCGACGAUAAUAUGUCAUACAGCAUGACCGUGUUUAAGGGCUAAGCAGGAAGUAUUGGCAUUAGAAUCUAUAUCCAUAACAGGACAAAAAGUAUCCCAAAGUUAGCAAGUAAUAUGUGUGGACAUAGUUCUAUCAAAGCAUCCUAGCUUUAGACAUUUGAUCAGCCUAUUCAUUGAAUGCAGGAAACAUAACGCAACUGAUGUGAACAGUGCAUUGUGACAUCAUAUUCAGCAUCGGUGUUUUGCAAUACACAAACAUAGGAAUCAUGGUACAAUAGUGUUAAUCGAGGAGUGAUUAUAUAUGAUUAAGAAAAUAAGAUUUACAUGCUUUUACGGAUUUUAUGUAACAUCUCAGAACGAUAUGAACUUGGGUACACAAGAUUUAAUAUGGAGAAAUACAUGUCCACAUGCUCGUAUACGAAUCCACACCAUUUGGACAAAAAUUUACAGGAAGACAACUUUUAUAUUAUAGAUAUCUAAAACAUCAAGUGCCUGUGUUCAUAACCUCCUCACCCCAACAAAAAAAAAAAGGAAAACAAAAAUAAGCAAAAAACCAACAACAAAAAAAACACUCACAGAGAAAAAACACUAAAAAUUGAGUCCAUAGUACUAUAUAAAACGUCAAGUAAGAUUGAAAUUAGAAGUUGUUUGUUUGUCCUCGAAAUAUAUUUCCAUGGCUGAAAAAGGAUUUUAUUUUAUUAUUAUUAUUUUUUUUGCAUGUUUUUAUUUAUUUAUCUGUUUUGCUUUAACCUUUUCUUUUUCUUGUUGAUGUUAUCUGGAAUUUUGUAAAUACAUGAAUAUUUCUGUCUAAUAUUUGCAGCCCCUGUGAAGAAAGACGUAUUAAUGAAAGUAAACAGCACCACCUACAAGAAAGAAAAUAUUUGCCUGCCUCUAUCUGCCCAACCUUUUCAGAUAAAUUCAUAAGACAAAUUACGAUUUUUUUAAAGAAAUUAUUAUGAGGAUCUCUGGUGGAAGGCAUUUAUCCUGUCGCUUCUGUAGACAAAUUAGGUCACUACCCACACAGAGACAACCCUCAAGGUCAGUGGUAGGGGUCAGAACCUUCUCCGAUAAAAAGGAUGGAAAAGAUGGCAGUUCGUAUGAAGAGGAUUAUCUUUAUGAUGAAGAAGGCAAUGAAAAAAUUCGACCUGGAGGAGGCAAAGGAAGAGAUUUGGGUAAAUACAUAAAGGAAUCCAUAUCAAGAUUCACGACAUCAAAACAGGACAUACCAAGAUCAACAGAUAUGGUUAUCGUCGGGGGAGGACUGGUGGGAUCAGCAACAGCCUUCUUCACUGCUCACAAACAGAAGAGGGGGGAGAGUGAAAUUAUCGUCAUAGAGAAAGAUCCCCUGUAUACAAAAGCAUCAUCCUCACUCUCUGCUGGGGGAAUUAGACACCAGUUUAGUGUUCCAGAAAAUGUCCAAAUGUCCAUGUUUACCUCAGAUUUUCUAAGGAAUAUCAAUUUCUUCUUAGGAGACAUAGAUGAGCCACCUCCUGAUGUGCAGUUUAAUCACCAUGGUUACUUGUUCUUGGCACCACCAGAAAAAUCUGCAAAAUUGGCUGAGCUUGUCAAAAUGCAGAAGUAUUUGGGUGCACAAAUUGAGCUGUUUUCAUCAGAUAUGCUUCGACGGCGGUUUCCAUGGUUAAAUGUUGAUGGAAUAGAAGUCGGUUCUUUAGGUCUACAUGGAGAAGGAUGGUUUGACCCACAUUCACUCCUAGCUGCCCUGAAGAAAAAGAAUAUCAGCCUUGGUGUUCAGUACAUAAAUGGCGAGGUUAUCGGCUUUACCAAACGCAUUGAUGAGAAAGGAAUUUCAGACAAAUAUGUGCUUUCAUCUGUUAUUACAAAGGAUGCAGAUGGAGAGGCGUAUGAGACAAAUUGUGCCCAGGUGGUGAACUGUGCAGGCCCAUGGGCAGCAGAGAUAGCAGAGAUGGCAGGUGUGGGUACAGAGACUGGAGCUCUGUCAGUUCCCUUACCUGUACAACCAAGGAAGAGAUUUGUGUAUGUCUUUCAUUGUCCCUCUGGCCCUGGCAUCAGCACCCCUCUAACUGUGGACAUCACGGGAACUUACUUCAGGAGGGAAGGACUUGGAGGCAUGUACAUAUGUGGAGCCUCUCCAGAGUCAGAGGAAGAGGAACCAUCUGUAGACAAUAUGGAUGUUGACUAUGAAUUCUUCAACAAUAAAUUGUGGCCAAGGUUAGCACAUCGAAUCCCAGCAUUUGAAAAUAUCAAGAUAAAGAAUGCUUGGGCGGGUUUCUAUGACUACAAUGUAUGGGACCAGAAUCUAAUCAUUGGACGACAUCCUGUCAUACCGAACUUUCUGUUUGCCAAUGGAAUGAGUGGUCAUGGCCUUCAACAGUCAGUGUGUAUUGGAAAUGCCAUCAGUGAAAUCCUGCUGGACAGGAAAUAUAAAGCAGUGGACUUAACAAGAUUCUCAUUUGAAAGAAUAAUCAAAGGAGAAAAAGUCGCUGAAGAUUUCAUAGUGUGAUUUAAUUAAUUGUUAUAGAAUGUUUUCAUAGAUUUAUAUUUUUUCAGGACAUGCAACUGUGAUUUUUGGUACCCUGUGUACCACUUGAAAUUAGUCUUUUUUUUUUCUUUUUUUUUAUAUACAUGUACAUUUGGAAAACAAUUUGUUUAGUAUACACAAUAAGCAUUAUCGCAUUGACAUCAGAUAUUUCUGCACAUUUUAUGAUUGCAGCAUGUCAUUUGUGUUCGUGAAAAAGGCAGUUGCAGUGUCAAUAUUUUACAUGUUUGUUUGUUAGACUGGGUAUUUGUAUUAUGUCAGUUGUCAGAUACAGACUUAUUUGUUUUUUUAAUACAGUUUUAGAAAGAUA
Molecule: messenger RNA, 4549 nt
Organism: Ostrea edulis (European flat oyster)
Lineage: Eukaryota; Metazoa; Mollusca; Bivalvia; Ostreida; Ostreidae
Product: FAD-dependent oxidoreductase domain-containing protein 1-like
Exons: 11
Coding region: 2677-4203 (508 amino acids)
Cellular component (GO): cytoplasm
Molecular function (GO): oxidoreductase activity
Source: RefSeq, a predicted model, not a curated record